UACAUUUCUUGUAUUCAUCCACAACUGUGCUUUUAUUCACCCACACACUCCUUUUCUAUUACUCUCUGGGAAGCAUAGAUAUAUAUAUCUUGAGGGGAGAUAUUGCUUUUAUACAACAGUUCUAAAAGCACCAUUUAUUAGUCAAAAGUAAUAAGCAACAACAGAUUUUCAUUUGUUUGUUUAUUUAAUGAUUUAUUUGGCUCAGCCAACACAGAUCCGUAACUGGACUGGGACUGAACUGUUGCCAAGCAACACAUAAACACACUACCAAUCUAUGCUACAUAAAGACUGCUAAUAACAUUAACGGUUAUUAGAAGAACUGUAAAGUGGAGUGAUACAUGUAUUGUUAAAAGUCCCAUAGCUCUAAACUCUAUAUCAGCACUCAUGGAAUGCCUCUUGUCCAAUCAAAUUACUUGGUCGGAAGUAACUGUUGUAUAAAUAUAUAUAUCUUGAAGGGAGGAUUUUGGCCAAUAAAGCAUUGGGAUGGUCAGUAGUGGGAUGGUCAUAUUCCUUUACUUACAUUUAUUUUUGGUUAGCAAGCCUAAAGUUCUGUCAGUUUAGUCUCUUUUAUUUCCCUAUAGAAUCAAUUUGUCUUCAUGGAUAUUGACAUUCGCAGUGAAGGAAUUGGGAGGUUAGUGUUUGAGUGUCACAAUCUUUCUUCCCAGCUCUUCUCCAAUGUGUGUCCAAAGACAUGUAAAAACUUCCGGGCUCUGUGCACGGGGGAACUGGGUCUGUCCCAGGGGGGCCUCAUGCUGGGCUAUAGGGGCUCUCUGUUCCAUCGGGUCGUGCCCAAUGGCUGGAUACAGGGGGGAGAUAUAUCACCAGCUGGAAAAGGCGACGGAGGGGAGUCGAUCUAUGGUCCAUAUUUUGAAGAUGAGAGCUUUGCGAUUUCCCAUAAUAAACGAGGCAUUCUCGGGAUGGCCAAUCAGGGUCCCCAUAGCAACAGAUCCCAGUUCUACAUCACUAUGCAGCCAGCCCCCUGGAUGGACAAGAGUUAUGUUGCCUUUGGUCAACUGGUUGAAGGCACAGAUUUCAUGAAGAAACUUGAAGAAGUCCCUACAUGUAACGAAAGACCCAAGCAGGACUGUAGAGUGGCAGAUUGUGGAGUAUUGGAGCCAUGAUUGCUCGACUUACUUUUCUUCUUCUUUUUUCUUUCUUUGCACCAACUUUUGUAAAAUGUUGGCUAGUCUACUAUGUUGAUUAAUUAUUAUCAGAAUAAAAAACAUACGAUA
This is a messenger RNA of Gadus macrocephalus (Pacific cod), 1232 nucleotides long. RefSeq names its product peptidylprolyl isomerase (cyclophilin)-like 6 (gene ppil6). Bases 597 to 1121 code for a protein of 174 amino acids. The transcript is spliced from 5 exons. NCBI's taxonomy places the organism in Eukaryota, Metazoa, Chordata, Actinopteri, Gadiformes, Gadidae. Gene Ontology annotation, molecular function: peptidyl-prolyl cis-trans isomerase activity. Gene Ontology annotation, biological process: protein peptidyl-prolyl isomerization. The record is from RefSeq and is a predicted model, not a curated record.